AUGGGGCAGGCCAAAUUGGCCGACCCAAGAGGUUUAGACUUCAGAUGGAUUGAUGCAACUAUUUCGGCGAUAAUUGCUAAUUCAAGCUUCAAGAACUUCAGUUAUAAGAGUGUAUAUCAAAAUUUAGGAACCCAUUUUGCAUUUCGUCCCGGGCCACUGUAUUUCUGGAGACGGCCCUGCCUACUCCCCGAGUACGCCCACCGUGCCGUCUUUGUUGUGGUGUGCCCGCACUGGCGUGUGGCCGCGAGGCAGCAGCUCGUGCCCCCGCCACUGCCUCUUCUCGCGCUCCCAGACGGCACCUUCUACAGCAUCUUGUACCCUAGGCUCUAUUCCUUCCCUAGUUGCGGCUUCGCAGGGUACGAGAGUGUCUGUGGCAGCUGGCUUGUCUUCCCACGUGACGACGGGUGCUUCCUGGUCAAUCCAUUCUCCAGGGCCACCGUCACGCUCCCUGCUCUCUCCUGCGUCCGACUCCGUCCUCCAAAUGCAGUCGCUAAGUGGUCACUCGAGGAUGGGUCAAAAGUUGCCGACCCUUACAUCACAUGGAUGCAUAUCAAUACAUCGGAAAAGGUGCACAUAAGUAAGCUAAUCCCGUGCUCGCCAAACCUUGUUGCUGCACUGGUUGGCAUUGGACACACCAGCCAGAUUCUACUGUGCCAGCCAGGGGCCUCGUCGUGGUCAGUGCGUGCUUACGAUCAGUGUAAGGGGUUCGAAGACAUGGCGUUCUACCAGGGCAAGCUAUACGCUAUUGCCAAUGACGACAACCUCGUUGUGGUGAACAUCAGCCAGGACCAUAGCACCGGCAAUCUACAGGUUUCUCGGAUUGGACAAAUCAUCAAGGGUGAGCCAUGGUAUCCAGUUGUGUUGGAAGAUAACACUAUGCCCUGCAAGAAGCUCUACCUGGUUGAAUCGCAUGGGGCACUGCUGAUGGUACGAAGGGCAAUUUGGUGCCGGGUACCUGGACCUGGAGUGCCUAGUGAAGUUGUUGCUGGAGUGAGCGGGUUUGAGGUUUUCAAGGCCGACUUUGAGCAUUCACGGUGGGUCAAGGUGUCGACCAUGGGGGAUGACCAAGUGUUGUUUCUAGGGCGAAGGUGCUCCAGGGCCAUGUCUGUGUCUCAGUACGGGCUGUUGGGUGAUUAUAUCUUCUUCUUGGAUGAUGAUGAGGAGAAUCAUAUGGACUACUGCUACGACAAGGAGAACACUUCUUUCGGCGCCUAUGACAUGAGAUCCAGCAGUGUCCUUCCGGCAUAUCCCAGUAUUUUCUGGAAGUGUUGUGAUGAGAUGCGUCUGGCUGCAUGGCUCUUCCCUGAGGACCGAUGA
This is a messenger RNA of Triticum dicoccoides, 1317 nucleotides long. RefSeq lists its product as uncharacterized. The transcript has 3 exons. NCBI's taxonomy places the organism in Eukaryota, Viridiplantae, Streptophyta, Magnoliopsida, Poales, Poaceae. The coding region runs from base 1 to 1317 and encodes 438 amino acids. The record is from RefSeq and is a predicted model, not a curated record.